Molecule: messenger RNA, 3015 nt
Organism: Diabrotica balteata
Lineage: Eukaryota; Metazoa; Arthropoda; Insecta; Coleoptera; Chrysomelidae
Source: the annotation of a GenBank genome assembly
AUGCAAUCACUCGGUAAAGUCCCAAAUGCUCGUCGGGCCCCAGCAAAUCUUCCAUCUUUGAAAGCAGAACACAGCGGAACAGACGCAGCAGUACCAUUAGUACCACCAGGAGCGCCAGGAUGGGGAAAGCAAGAUACAUCAACCACUGGGACAUCUCAAUCACCCAACAGCAAUCAUCAGACAGUUGCACAAUCUCAGGAUUCGAAUGUACCCCCACUGAAUGCCCCCAAUCAGACUGGAGUCUCUCCACAACUCAGCUCACAUCAAGCUGCAAUUGCCCUUCCAGUAACGAACACCAUUCCCCCACAAACACACAAACAGUUAACCCCUACUGCACAGCCUGCGCCUACAGACAAACUAUGGAGUUCCGUCAUGACAGGUCCAGAGUCUCAUCCUCCCUUAUAUCAGAGUGUACAAUUCCAACACGAAUUCCCCAGCUUGUCAUCUGGAGAUGGCGCCCUCACACGCACUGGUUCCGAUGCUCCCCAGUAUCCUUCAGGGCUCAGUCUAAGACCCCAAACAGAAGGCUCAUGGACACAAGGAGGACAAAGAGCCAUGGGCCCGCCAGGCGUUACAGGUGGAGACGCAGCCGGUCAAGGCAGACCUGGCUCGGCCCACCUGGGUCCCCCACCACAGCUUGCGGCCCAGGCAGGCCACCAACAGCAACCAUUUCCGCCGCAAAUACGUGGUGUGAUGCCUCCUUUUAUGUACAAAGGUAGUAAUUUCCAACCUGCAUCUGGAAUUGGUAUUCAAAAUCCUCAAACAAUGCCGCAACCGAAUAACGGGCGAGGUAAUAGACAGGUAGAUAACCGGCCACCUCGUUUAGCGGAUCGAGAAGGAGACGAAGUUGCCCCUAGGCCCAUUAUCCGAGAAGAAGAGCUGAGUCGUAUGGACGAAAUUAGUAAGGACAUGGGUUGGGCAGAAUCAGACGAAAUUGAUUACAAUCAGAAAUUGGCAUUCAGUGACGAUGAAAGCGAAAAAUCUUCCAAAAGGGAACACAAAAAAAGUGCACUGAAUAGGGAUCAUAGAGACGAUCGUGAAAGUCACAACGUCGAUGGUCAAAAUCGUCAGUGGAGUGGAGGCUCGAGGUCUAACGCUCCUAGAGGAAGAAACUCAGAAGAUGAAGAUAUCUGGGUGCAGAGACGUACCCAGCAAGACAAAGAAGUGGAAAUAGCCGUUCAAAGGGCGAAGCAGCGCAAAGAAGAGGAAGAAAAACGUUUUAACGAAGAAAGAAAACAAGCUGCUGCGAAAAAACUCAUGGAACUGGAAGAAAAGAUUCAGAAGCGUGACAGAGAUAACCAUGAAGGGGUUGGUACAAUUAAUCCGAAUACAGUUCCCGCGAAACCUAUUAAUCAUGUAGACAUUCCCUUGCCAGACUUUCAGAAGGAGAAGGAACGCGACAGAGAGCCGCCUAGAGAGAAAGAUUCCAGAUCUCGCACUCCUAACGAGUCGUCUGAUGAGAAGAAUCAAGCUUCAAAUCAAGGAAAUUCCUUUAGACAGUUAACUCAAAUUGAAGGGAAAAAUUUUCCUCCUAGAAAGCAACAACAUGCAAAACCAGAACGAGAUAAUCGGGAUAAUCGAGAGCAAAAUGGGCCUAACUUUUCUCGACAAUUCCAAAAUGACCUUCCGCCUAGAUUCCGCAAUAACAGUAACUCAAACUUACAAAACCAUCAACAAUACCAUCAGCAAUCCUUCGAUAACCGCUGGAGUUCCGGCAAUUCCAGAACAAAAUCGCAAUCUAACAGUUCCCAUGGCCCAUUGCACAAUCGUAAUAUAAGGCAAGAUAGUCCAGAAAUUGAAAAAGAAGAUUUAGACAGAAAAGAAUACAAACGACAAAGUUCUGAUGACAGCUACCGCAGCUCACAUCAUUCUGAACAAGAAAGGGAUUCUCAAGAUUCUCGUUAUCACCAUUCAGAUAAUUCUGACAGUAGACAUCAGGAUUAUGAUAUGCAGUACUCUCGGAGGGAACAGGAACACGAUAAAUGGCACAAAGAAAAGAAUAUUCAGGACAACAAAAAACAAGAAGACCAAUCACAUCGUUCGAGUAACGAUGACUGGAGCGAGAGACCAGAGAAAGUUCGCGAAGAAAAAGUGGUUGAUAAAUACGAAAAAGAACGUGAAAGAGAAAGGGACCGUCCCCAAAGGCCAGAUAGUCGGGAUUCUCGCGAUUCGCGCUCAACUCGCCAUUCUAGAGAUUCCGAACCACGUGAUUACAACAUGGGUUCGUGGUCAGAAUCGAUGUACGAACAUCCCUACGAGGACAAAAGAAAAGAUUACAGUAGAGAGGAACGACGUUCUGUUCCUGGUCCUAUCACUAAAGAUCGCAUGGAAGCCGAUGAUAUGCGAAACGAAAAAAGGAACUUGACGCAGCUGAAGCGCGGCCAACUGGUAGAAGUGAAAUCAGAAAUUAAAAAAGAGCUUCCCACAAAAGUUAUUACGUUGAAAUGUGAAUUCUCUAGCGCAUGGGCAGAUGCUCAGAUUCUUCCUCUUGCGCUGGAUGAAAAUGAAUCUAAAAUGACCGAAGACAAAAAACAGUCUGAGUCAAAAGUGGAGAUUAAAUCGCCAGAGCAGUCUAAGAAGUCUGAUAAAACCGACGACUACAACCAAAACCGCAAUAGAUCGUAUGGCCAAAAGAAAGGUUGGAACACGAACGAUAAUCAUUCGUCACGAGGACCUCCCUGGCCGAGAAGACCCUCAAGUCGCGGUCAAAAGCCAGGAGGAAGAAACCAAGAAUACCACACAGCAGAUUCUGACGGCUCCCUCGAAGAUCACUCCGGAAACUUAAAAGCAGACGACGGCAGAAAGGCUGACGCCACCAAGCUCGAAAUAGUUCUAAUCCUUAAGGAAUGUGAGAAAACGAAAUGUAUUGAUGGUGUUUUUUCCGAGAAAAUUGAUAAAAUAUUAGUCCCUUAUGAAGAUCUAGAGCAGUGUAUAGCAAAGUGGUCUAUAUCUACCCCAGGGCUCGAUAAAAACCUGCAAGUGGUCUGCGUGGGCGAAAAAAAUUGGGGUCUAUAA